Messenger RNA from Camellia sinensis, 2753 nucleotides. It is a transcript of the gene GAUT7, whose product is annotated as galacturonosyltransferase 7. Lineage: Eukaryota; Viridiplantae; Streptophyta; Magnoliopsida; Ericales; Theaceae. Gene Ontology annotation, molecular function: polygalacturonate 4-alpha-galacturonosyltransferase activity. The record is from RefSeq and is a predicted model, not a curated record.
CGCCAACCAAAGCCAAAAAGGGUACUCAUUGAUGGCCCUAGAGUCGCAUACAGGCAUGUGCCUUGUUUGCUGCCGUGCGGAUCUCAAUCAUGCGGUACGCCGCACUCAAUAACUUCUCGGAUCUCAAAAAACAAAGACAAAAAAAAGGCCCAAUCCCAUUCCAUUGUUGUUUCAAUUCCUUCUUCUGAUCUUCUCUUCCUCCUCCUCCUCCUCCUUUCCAGUUCAUGCCUAGCGUAACAAUGCAUAUCUGAUUCGAAGAACAACGGAUCAGAUUCCCAUCACAAAGAACCGUCGCUACUUCAAAUUCUCAGUUCCACAAACAAUCAAUCAAUCAUUUCCAUCCCCAAUCAUCAUCAUCAUUUGAAUCAUAAUUUAGGUUUUAAUUGAAGUUUUGAAUUGCAAUUCACACACACAGCGUAGAAAAAGUUGAAGAAAUAAGUGGAGAGAGAAGGUUUUGGAGUGAGAGGAGAUGAAGGGCGGUGGUUCAUCGUUUACUGUGCCGCCGAAGAGGCGGUGGAGAUGCCUGGUCGUGGCGGUGCUCGGCCUUGUUUUCCUUUCCAUGCUCGUUCCUCUCGUGUUUUUGCUCGGUCUCCAUAGCGGCUUUCACUCCACUUCUGCUUAUGCAACAGAACCGCAGACUUCAACUUCAAAUGUUCUUAAAGUUUUUGAGCAACACAAUAGGGCAAACUCCGGCAAUCAGACUAAGACCCAGACGGACCAAUCCAAACCAGUAGAUGCCCUUAUAAGCAGAUCGAUGCCAACUCUUCCAAAGGAUUCUAGGAGAAACUCUGUUAAAGAAGCUGAAAAUAAAACUAUUGGCUUGACUGUGCCUACUGAUGUGCCGAAACCACGUCCCAAAGCAAAUAGCACUGGAAUUGGUGUUACGGUUGAAGUCACUGAAUAUAUGAAAGGUAUCAUUGAUGAGAGUGAAAAAUCGUGUGAAGUGAAAUUUGGGAGCUAUUGUAUAUGGCGUCAAGAACACAAGGAAAAAAUGAAAGACGAUAUGGUGAAGAAAUUGAAGGAUCAACUUUAUGUUGCCCGAGCUUACUAUCCUAGUAUUGCAAAGCUUCCAGCACAGGACAAAUUGUCCCAUGAAAUGAAGCAAAAUAUUCAAGAGUUUGAGCGAGUUCUCAGUGAAACUACCACAGAUGCAGAUCUCCCACAGCAGAUUGAAAAGAAACUACAGAAGAUGGAAGCUGUAAUAGCCCGAGCAAAGUCAGUUACUGUGGAUUGUAAUAAUGUUGACAAGAAAUUGAGGCAAUUAGUCGAUCUGACAGAGGACGAAUCUAACUUCCACAUGAAGCAGAGUGUCUUCCUCUACCAACUUGCAGUCCAAACCAUGCCAAAAAGUUUUCAUUGUCUGUCAAUGCGAUUAACUGUGGAAUAUUUCAGAUCUCCUCCACCUGAUAUGGAUCAUUCAAGGGCUGAGAAAUAUAUGAAUCCAGCAUUGCACCACUACGUUAUGUUCUCCAAAAACGUACUCGCAUCAUCUCUAGUAAUUAACUCAACUGUUAUGAAUGCAAAAGAGAGCGAAAAUCAAGUAUUUCAUGUGUUUACGGAUGGAGAGAAUUACUUUGCCAUGAAGCUAUGGUUCUUCAGAAAUACUUACAAGGAAGCCACUAUUCAAGUAUUGAACAUUGAAGAGCUUAAUCUGAAUGACCAUGAGAAGGCAACUCCAUUACAGCUUUCCUUGGCUGAGGAAUUUCGUAUUUCCUUUCACAGUGUCGAUAAACCAUCUACAACUGGUGUUAGAACAGAAUACUUAUCUGUUUUUUCUCACUCACACUAUCUCCUUCCUAAAGUAUUCCCGACUUUUAAGAGAGUCGUGGUUUUGGAUGAUGAUAUUGUCGUCCAGCGAGAUUUGUCAGUCCUAUGGAGCCUUGAUAUGGAGGGUCAAGUGAAUGGUGCUGUUCAGUUCUGUGCAGUGCAGUUGGGUCAGCUGAAAAAUCUUUUGGGUGGGAAUAUUUCUGAUAGAAACUCUUGUGCUUGGAUGUCUGGAUUGAAUAUUAUUGAUCUAACUAGGUGGAGGGAGCAAAAUCUUACAGAAACAUUUCAGAGAUUGGUACAAGAGCAGCUGAACAGAGGAGAGGAAUUAAAUAAAGCAGCUACAAUGCGUGCAAGCUUGCUUGCAUUUCAAGGCCUAGUUCAUGCUCUUGAUGAUACAUGGAUGUUGUCAGGACUAGGUCAUGACUAUGGUCUGGAUAUUGAAGCCAUUAACAAGGCUGCAGUGUUGCAUUUUAACGGGAAUAUGAAACCUUGGAUAGAACUUGGCAUUCCAAAAUAUAAACGCUACUGGAAGAAGUUUCUGAAUCGAGAAAACCAAUUCCUGAGUGAUUGCAAUGUGAACCCAUAAAUAGACAACCCUGGUCCAAGAAGCUAGAAGUGUGCGUGAUGUCUAUUUUCAGGGUCCGAAAGAAUUUUCACCUGAUCUAGGUUUUUUGGCGGAAUCUGUUGCAAGAAAGAAACUGAGAUUUACGGUGAAUUUGACAGAGGUAAUUUCUUUGGUGAAUAAAUAAGGAAGAAAAUUUUGUCUACUACUUUCUGACAAAGCAGAGAAGCGAGAGUUCUAGCGACGGCUACGGUAAGUAUGCCUUGAGCACAACUGAUGAGGGUUGACAAUGCAAUUUUUUUGUAGGGAUUCAGAGGAAGAGCUCAGUUCUCUACUUUGUUGGAAUUAAUUUCCUGUACAUGAGGGGCUUAUUAGCAAGGUCUAUUGAAGAAUCAAAGACCACAGUGGAUAGAUGUUUGUUGGG